Messenger RNA from Drosophila yakuba, 1239 nucleotides. RefSeq lists its product as uncharacterized. The transcript is spliced from 2 exons. The record is from RefSeq and is a predicted model, not a curated record. NCBI's taxonomy places the organism in Eukaryota, Metazoa, Arthropoda, Insecta, Diptera, Drosophilidae. Bases 1 to 1239 code for a protein of 412 amino acids. Gene Ontology annotation, biological process: proteolysis. Gene Ontology annotation, molecular function: aspartic-type endopeptidase activity.
AUGGUGGGCAACUGUACAUCGAGGCAUACUUGUCGGAUCUGCCGCCGCAAGCAUCAUACUUUGGUUCAUGGCUCGUCGCAGCCAAUUCAAAAUGGCAACAACAUUGACACGGCAAGUGUUGGCAGCCGCGAUCGACCAGCAGUCUCACAUGCGGGAUCUACAAUUGGCCACAAUCAACCGCUAGCUCGAGAAGGUCAUCGCUUGGGAAGCGAGACUCCCGCGGAAAACAACUUUACGCAUCAUACUCUGGAGAAUAUUCCGGCGGCUGGUUCUCAGACUCUGUUGCCAACCAUCCUUGCUGACGUCAUCGACGCCUGGGGAAAUACUACAACCUGCAGGCUGCUCCUGGACACUGGAUCUACAAUAACCUUGGCAUCGGAAUCAUUUGUUCAGCGAAUAGGCGUGCGUCGAACGCACGCACGGAUUUCUAUUCUCGGUCUCGCCGCCAACAGCGCGGGCGUUACCCGAGGACGCGCACAUAUCAAGCUGCGCUCUCGUCAUUCGAUCCAAACUGUCGAAUUGGUCUCGUUCAUUCUCAACUCGCUGACGUCAUCACUUCCUGCCCAAGUUAUUGACACCUCAUCCUCUACGUGGAGGCAAAUCUGCGAGCUUCCAUUGGCAGACCCAACGUUCUGCACACCUGGAGCAAUCGAUGUCAUUGUUGGAUCGGAUCAACUUUGGUCUCUAUACACAGGAGAUCGGAAACACUUUGGCUCUUACUCUGCAUUCGAUGAUCACCCUACUUCUGCGGUUACUCAUCACGCGGACCUAGACACGAUGGUUCGUUCAUUCAUGGAGAUGGACAGCACUCAGCCUAACCAGGCUCUCCUGGACGCCAGCGAUCCCACAGAGCGUCAUUUUGCUGCCACACACAAGCGCUCAACGGACGGGGUGUACGUCGUCGGGUAUCCCUUCAAGGAGAAGGCACCGCCUAUUGAUUCGACCUUGCCACAGGCCAUCAAUCGCUUCUUCUCGCUGAAACGCAAAUUCCGUCGGCAUCCAGAAUUGAAGCAGCAGUACGAAGCCUUCCUGGACGACUACUUGCAACGUGGACAUAUGGAACAACUGACCUCGGCUCAGGUUGAGGAGUCCCCAGACACCUGCUUCUAUUUGCCGCACCACGCUGUCAUCAAACUGGACAGUCUGACUACCAAAUGUCGUGUAGUUUUUGAUGGAUCAGGAAAGGACAGCUCUGGAGUAUCGCUCAAUGACAGACUACAUAUUGGUCCACCGAUUUAA